This is a messenger RNA of Hypanus sabinus (Atlantic stingray), 4214 nucleotides long. It is a transcript of the gene lacc1, whose product is annotated as laccase (multicopper oxidoreductase) domain containing 1. The record is from RefSeq and is a predicted model, not a curated record. Bases 2631 to 3326 code for a protein of 231 amino acids. NCBI's taxonomy places the organism in Eukaryota, Metazoa, Chordata, Chondrichthyes, Myliobatiformes, Dasyatidae. The transcript is spliced from 6 exons. Gene Ontology annotation, molecular function: copper ion binding.
GCAAAUGUGGAGAUCAUCCCGGCUACUCGUGACACUUGCCCAUGCCACCACAAGCAAUGAACAUCUCUUAUUUCAUCUCUCCUAUUCUCAUCACUCAGGCACCCCAACAUUGCUUCCAGUUGAAGCAGUAAUUCACAAGACCAUAAGAUGUAAAAGAAGAAUUAGGCCAUUUGGCCCAUCUGAUCUGCUUCACAAUUCAAACAUGGCUGAUUUGUUUCAUUUUCUCAAGCCCAUUCGCCCAUAAAACUUUACCCCCAUCCAAUCAAAAACCUAUCAAUCUCUGUUAAAUACACCCAAUAACUUGAGCUCUGCAGCCCUCUGUGGCAAUGAAUUCCACAGAUCGACCUCCAUCUGGGACAUCUCUUUAUUCCGACUCGUACCCUCUGACCCUAGACUCUCCUACUAAUGGAAGCAUUCCUUCCAUUCUAUUCAGGCCUUUUAGAAUUUGAAGGUUUCAAUAAAACACUUCCUCAUUUUUCUGACUCCAUUGAGUACAGGGUCAGAGCCAUCAAAUAUUCUUCACUCUUUCAUUCCUUGGAUUGUUCCUGUGACCCUCUUCAGGGUCAGCACAUCUUUCUGUUGACAUGGUGUGCAAAAUAUGGCACUUCUUCCAAUUUACUAUACUGAGCUCAAUUUCACAAAGUGAUCUCCUGUAGUUUGGAGCAGAAAACACAGAUUGGGUGACAGUUUUCCACAACACCUACGUUCAAUCUUUCAGUUACCUGUUCCUUUCAUUCUCCAUCCCAGUCCCACUCUAAUGUGUGCCUUUAGCCUUUUGUGUGGUUACCUGGACUAGCAUGGUCAGUACCAGGUCACAGAUAUUCCCCUUGUCCUCCCCCCAUUCCAGUUCUGAAGAAGGGUGAUGGACUGCUUCUCCUUCCACAUACACUGCCUGGCCUACUGCGUGCUUACACAAAUUCCGGUUGUAUCAUCCGGUGUUCUCUGUUUCACCGACCUUGUUUGUGAGGCCCUGGAACUAACUCCUGUGACAUUCAUUGCAGUUUGCCAAUGAGAAAAAGCUAUAUGUACUUCUACUGUUUGUCCCUGUUGGCCAGCCAAUCAUUUCUCCAUGCCACUGCAAGCAUUUAUAUUCUACAGUCAUAUUUUGAGAAGGCACCAUAUCUUUCACCUAAUUUUACUAAAAUUGAAUAGGGGCUGGUCGCUCGGUGUCUCAUCCUGCCCUGCUACUCAGUAUGCUGAAGAAUGACUUGUGCUGGGCCUCAUCUCCUCUUCCAUUUCAGACGAAGUAUCCUCCUUCAUAUCUCCCUUCUGAGCAUUUUCAAAUCGCCCUGCUAAAUUCCACAGAUACAAAACAUCACCUGAAAGUUAAGUUUAUUGUCAGAUAUCAGCGGGAAGGUAGUCUCCGAGUUGUAUACUGCAUACAUAAUUUGAUAAUAAGUGUACGAUGAUCCUUUGAGAUGCUUGUAAGCACAAGUGAAAUGAAAAACUUGCAGCGGCAUCACUGGUGUCUAGCAUCAGAUGGGCAGCAUUCACUGAAAAAAAUCUUAAAUGAUAACUUUUACAAGAAUAUUGUUGGGGCUAUCAUUGGGUCAAAAGAUGGAGCCAUCAUUUCAGGAAACAGGAAUUUUCUUUGCACUCUCUACCUGGGGCCCACGGACCCUCGGUUAAUGGUAGGGGUCCAUGGCAUAGAAACGGUUGGAAACCCCUGGUCCACAGAACAGUGGGUCUUCCUUUAGGUACAGAAAACGCAAUGACACGCUGUGUUGUAGGUGUGAUCUCAUGACUGCAGUCAGAUUUUCUCUAGUCCUGUACUCAAACCCUGCUGCAGUGAAGGCUAACAUACUGCUUGCCUUCCUGAUUGCUUGUUACACUAACAGCUUAAAUGUUUCUAACGUUCAGAUGCAGAGAUGAGAGCAGAGUUAGUAUUGAUUGGUUCUUGAUGGACAUAGAGGACUGAGGGUCUGUUUCUGUGCUGUGUGACUAUAAAUAUCAGGCAUUGUGGAAUCCAGCAUCACCCCAACAUUUUUCACUUGAGAGUAAUGGUAAGGUUCAGGUAAGUAUUACAAGCCAUCUCUGGGUUACAAAUGGGUUCCAUUUUUACAGCUGUCCUUAGCCACAAAAUACAAAGAUCACUUGAAACGGUAACCCUACUUCCGCACUGCUGUAAUGGGUGGUAUUGAGGGCCUGGUAUAGCAUUUAUGUAGUGUCUUCCCUGCCUAGUCAUGAUGGUGCAGAGUCAGUAUAACCCACUUUCAAAGGCUGGUUUCAUUGGGCUUGAGUCAACAGUGGAUAUUACAUUUGUCUCGUAGAAUAUCAGCGGAAGUGAUAGCUUGCAAAUUUCCAAAGCAACUCUCUGAAGUGGCUUCCUGCACUGUAAUCUUAAGGCAACAGUCUCUGGUUGCAGUGGAGAGGUUACGUGCGUGGUGAACUACGUGUGCCUGUCUGGACACGCCCCCUGCUGACUGCUCCUGUGGCUCCUCCCACAGACCCCUGUAUAAAGGCGAUUGAGGCCUGAGCCCGGCCUCUCAGUCUCCAGGAUGUAGUAUGGUGGUCACUCACUGCUCGUUCCUUCUUCCAGUCAAUAAAAGCCGAUAUCUUGCCUUACGUCUCAGAAUUUAUUUCUACAUGGCUUCACCACCCGAAAUGGUGGCAUAUCUUACUUACCGGGCAUGAGCUCCUUAAACCUCUUCAACAGCUUGAAGCGAAGGGACCCAGUGGCUGUGGUGAAUGAAAAUAUCCAGCGCUUGGCCCGGAACGCAGGCUUUAACGCACAGACCUUCUACCUCGCCAAGGUGAGCCAUGGCAACACCAUCUGGACCGUUGGGAAGAAUGAACCCCAAAGCUACGAUGGGAUUGUGACCAACCAGAAAGGCAUCACCAUAGCAGCACCGGGAGCCGACUGCAUCCCUCUCCUGUUUGCAGACCCCGUCCAACAAGUGUGUGGAGCCGCGCACGCAGGGUGGAAGGGCACGCUGGCGGGGGUCGCCACGGCCACGGUGGACACGAUGGUGGCCGAGUUUGGCAGCAGCGUGAAGGACGUGCGGGUGGUGCUGGGCCCCUCGGUGGGUCGCUGCUGCUUCAUGCUCCACCGGGAGGCAGCCCGAGGCUUCGCGGCCAUCGACCCCGGCUGUGUGGAAGAUCCCAGUGCUGCCCGGUCACACGUUGACCUCAGGCGAGCCAGCAGGGUCUUGCUGGAACGUGCAGGGAUUCUGCCAGAGAACAUUGGCGACGAUUCACCAGGCAGCAGAGACACAAAGACCACACUCUGCACCGUGUGCCAUCCAGACUUGUUCUUUUCUUACAUUCGAGAUGGAAGCAACUUUGGAACUCAGAUUGGUUUUAUCUCUGUCAGGGACCAUCUGUAACCCACUCAGGAACAACAUUGGCUACUCCAGGACUUUGCGUGUGGCUGUAGAUGGUGCAGAGAUCUCGGUUUUGAAUGACGUCACGAGCAAGGUCUGAAUUUAUUGCCCUGGAGAAGGUGGUGGUGAGCUCCCGUCUGGAAGAUGCUACCACUCUGGGAUUGGGAAGGAGUUCCAGGUUUUAGGCUCAGUGACAAUGAACGAACGGCAAUUUAUUGUUUGUCCAAGUUAGUUGAUGGUGUUCACUGCCCUUGGUAAAGGUCACGGGUUUGGGAGAUGCUGUUGGCAGAACCUGGGUGAGUAACUGUAGUGGAUUUUGUAGAUGGUUCAUUCUGAAGCUCCUGUGUGCUGUCAAUGGGCAGAGUACGCGGUGUGGGUUGCUUUGCCUGUAUGAGCUGCACCCAUCCAGGCUAGUGGAGAGAGUCCGUCACACUCCAUGUGGACGGCUUUGGGUGGCAGAGGUGAGUCAGUCACUGCAGGAUACUUGACCUCUGACCUGCUCUUAUUGCUAUGCUAAACGUGAUUGGUCCUGGACAUUGAUGAUGUCCGGGGCCUUGAUGGUAAUUGCAAGGAUGGUUUGACACUCAUGUUGAUGUUUGUGGCCAGUAGUGACAGUGAAGAUUUGUUUUUCCAGAAGCUAAUCUGCCAAGUUGACAACUGUCCUAUGCUGCUGCAGAUGAAUGAAUUCAGCCGACACGUUGUACCCAGUCUUUCAUCAUCCUUCUCCACGAACUGCCUUCAGCUGUUGUAAAUGGACUUUUAAAAUUGUAUUUAUAAAACACAUUCAGGAUUUUUGCGCAGGUGUUAAUAUUAUAGAAGAACAUUUUCAUGGUUUGAGUAUUUUUGGCUAGUGACCUUUGUCACCCUUCCCCAUUAAAAUGAGCACGUUCA